Messenger RNA from Osmia lignaria (orchard mason bee), 11897 nucleotides. RefSeq names its product regulating synaptic membrane exocytosis protein fife (gene Fife). Gene Ontology annotation, cellular component: cytoskeleton of presynaptic active zone; presynaptic membrane. Lineage: Eukaryota; Metazoa; Arthropoda; Insecta; Hymenoptera; Megachilidae. Gene Ontology annotation, molecular function: small GTPase binding; transmembrane transporter binding. Gene Ontology annotation, biological process: positive regulation of synaptic transmission; regulation of synaptic plasticity; calcium ion-regulated exocytosis of neurotransmitter. The record is from RefSeq and is a predicted model, not a curated record.
GCAGCCUGCCCGACGAUAUCGUCGCUUUGGGUAACACGGUGAUUUCUAUUAUUUUUUUUUUCUUUCUCAUUGUCACUUCACGCCGCGAGUUUUCCUUUGCGUAUCCUUUUUCACGCGAGCAUGCGCGCAUCAUCCGAAACUGACUAACACGCGCGAGUUAAACGCGACGAUCGUACGUACCCCUGCGCACUCGUACGUAUAAAGCACGCAGCAACGGGAAACAGUGACUUGCUUACGCGAUCGUUCGUUAAAUACCCGAGGAGCACGUGUAUUCGGAGGGGCAGCUGAACGGGAUAGCGCGCCCGAAAGAACGCACGCAUUUCCCGGCUCGGAAGCUUCCGGCAACUUUCAAGUAACAGAUUCAAUUUUCCAAGGAAGGAUUUCGAUGGUGUGCCAAGAGAAACGAUUGAUAGUUUAUGGGAAUGUGUUUCUGGCAAAAGGAUGAGCCAAGUGGCUCCAUGUUCAGUCGAUUUCUAUUAAAAUAUUCUGGUUUUCGUUAUACCGAGGACAUUGCCGUGAUCUUAUUGUGAAAGAAAAAGAGAACAGAAUAAUAGCAGACAUCUGCUCUAAGAACGACUUUAUGCCGGUAACCAGGGCCGGAAAACAGAACUCCACGAGAGGCGCAAUAGGGAGUUAAGAGUACUUCCGUUUCUCCCUAAGAAAGUCGUGCGGUUCAACCAUAUACAGGAUGUUGCCUGCUAACGUGGUAUCAUUCGUCAAAAAGAUGGUGACGACGCAACCAGAUUCCGGAACAACCGGAUCGGUUACGCCAGAUGAUGGAGGCACCACCUUCAGCAAAUGGAGGCAAUUGGGAAGUGGUGUGAUACGGGACGUUACGAAAUUUGGUCCCUCAAAAGUCACCCCUCCCGAAGAAACACAACCAAAGGAAGAAACAACUACAGAAUCAACGAAAACGAAGUCGAAAACCGGGGAUGAUUGCAGAGUAUGCCGGAAGUCUUUCGCUCCGGACGAAACCUCGAGGACCUGCUGCGAGUGUCAACACAAAGUUUGUGAGGACUGCGCUUGCUAUUCGACGACAACGAAUUCCGAUGAUCCGUCGUCAUGGCGUUGUAGCGUGUGUCGACGAAAAAUUGCGUCACGGGACCAGCCGAUAGUUACCCAGGAAUCGACGGAUUCCCUGUUGGAGGUUCCUGUUUUGGAAGCACUUCAGAGGAGGCACAGCGAUGCUAGACUGGGUUGUCAAAGCGGAAGCCAGAUCGGAGGUCUCGGUUCCGGAUUGGCACCUCCGAGAAGCCCGGAACUUAGGAGACAUUCCGACGUGUCUCCUGCUAGUUUAAAGGAACUCGAGAAGUUUCGAAAGGUUGCAGGGGAACGCCGGGAUGACCUCAGAUGGGAGAGAGACCUGGAUCGGAACAAGUCCAGAGCUACCUCACCGGAUCGUCAUCAGGUGGAGAGAGGAAGGGCCACGAGUCCUCAAAGGGUUGGCGUUGAAUCUUCCGUCGCAGAACCAUCAGAAUCAAUGCCCAUCGACGCGGACGAGGAUGAGGAACGUCGAAGACGAGCUCGUCGAACCGGUGGCACGGUUCGUUGCAAAUCUCGCAUGACCAGGCAAAGGUCGUACGACGACGAAAUGAAGAACGUGGCGGCGAUGUCCGGAAGCGGUGGGCAGCACGCUCAUCCGGAGCCAGGUCUAGGACUUCCGGUGCAGCUACCAAGGCGAGCAUCAGCCUAUGACGUGUACGCUGCACCAGGGGUUGGAGGACUUAACGCCAUGGCCAUCGCGGCUGCCCAGCAAAGAGCAUCGAUCUCUGCCCAAGGUGGUAGAAAACCGGAGGAAAGGCCAACAUCGCGAAGAUCAUCGUUUAGGGCAGUGAAGCCUGUGAUGCCGUACGAAGUCGGGGCUGAAGAUGAAAGUAUGAUGAACUUGGAAGCAUCUUCUGUGCCAGUAGUUCCACCAGCGGUGGUGGCUCAACCUGUAUUAGUUCCUGAUGAGGAACGACGAACUAGGCGAAGAGGCUCUCAAUUACCGGACAUAAAUGCCAUCAAGGCUUUGGCAUCCUCAGCUCCAGGAGUGGCUAAAGUAGUCCCUCCACCUGCUGUAAAUAGGGUUGCAGCUGAAGAUCGUGAACUAGCUCGUCAAGGUAGUCUCGUGGAUGGAGAGAGCAUUAAAAUUGUUAUCCAUCAUGCAGAUAAUGACAUGACGCCAUGGGUAAAUGCGAAAAGAAGACUGAAGUUAAGGAGGGAACCAGCCUUGGAUAAAGGACACCGAACGGCUGGUUUUGGACUAAGAGUGGUGGGUGGUAAAACAGGAGCUGAUGGACGUACUUUAGCAUAUGUGAUGUGGACGGUGCCAGAUGGGCCAGCAGCAAAAGCUGGCAUACAACGUGGUGACAAGGUGUUAGAAUGGGGUGGCGUGUCUCUGGUGGAUCGAAGUUUCGAGGAAGUGGUUCAGAUAACCGAGCGUGGCGACGACAUGGUCGAGCUAGUUGUCGAACAUGCUGCGGACACCGGGGAUUUACCAGAGGAUCUAGCCGCGGUGCCGUCAUCGGGAAAAGUGUCAGGAAAUAUGGGCCUACUGAUGGAAGGGGAAACGGAUAAAACGCCCUCCUCACCGACUCGCAGGAAACUGCCAAAGACGCCGGAACAAAUUGCAAAGGAGAAGCAAGUGAGUGGACGAGUACAGAUUCAAGUAUCCUACGAGGCGGAACGGAAAGAAUUGAUCGUUUCCGUUUUUAUGGCCGACGAUUUGUGCGCGAGGGAGGAUACAGGAUACGGUACUCUACCGGAAGCUUAUGCCAAACUAGUCCUUGUACCGAUUUGCGCUGAUCAGAUAACUUUGAAAACGGCAGUGGCCGAGCCAACUCAAAAGCCAAUUUGGAAUGCAACAUUACUCUUCUCCGGUGUCGACGGCGAAAGUUUCUGCUCUUCCGACAAGAAACGAUCGAUCGAAGUGACACUCUGGGAUUUCUGUCCCGACGGCGAUAAUGUUUUUCUCGGCGAAUGCAGCGUCGACUUGGAGGCAGCUCUCAAUAACGACAGAGCAUGUUGGUAUCGGCUGGAAGAUCCCCGAGGUCUCCGUGCGAGCAAAUCACCAUAUUGUUCGCCCCGUAGCUCGUUUUCCAUGGAGAUUGCCCAAAGAUUGUUGCGAAAGACGGAACUACGGGAAAGAAGUUACAGCGAUGAUACGCAAAGCGACAGCGGAAGUCCGGAACUCGGCUUUCUGCAUCCGGAUCACGCUUGGCAUGCAAAUUCGAGAAGAGGAUCCAGUCAGUCCGAGCAGCUGGAAGUCGAACCGUACGAACUCAAUAGAGAUUACAGUAGAUCUUUGCCUGGUAGCCGGCGAAGUAGCUUUCAGAGUCAGGGCGGUACCGAUAGUAAACGAGGAAGCAUGGGGGAGGCUGACAUGCCAGCCAUAGUGCAUUACAACCGCGAUCGUCGACGUAGCUCGUUCACCAGACCCAUGAGGGAUCCAGAGGAAAUCAUGGAGGGUCUACGAUCGCUGAAAGCCGCGAAAAGGGAACUAGGCAGGACGAUGAGUCUCUCCGGAGACAAAAGACGCGAAAGCCGGCGGGGUGAGCGCAAAGACAGCGUCAUGAAUAUUCCAGAGAGGUUUUAUGAUCGCAACAGUGAAUCGGACGAGGAUGAAAAGUGGAGUCACAAAACGAGGGGCGAAAAUGGCGUUGAUGCUAAUCUGGGUCGCGGACAAGUGCCACCAAAGGGAUUCAAAAUCAUAGCUGGGGCUCAAAAUGGCGAAGUGAAGCUUGGUUUCUGUCUGAGCAAAGGGACUCUCGAAGUGGAGGUCAUCUGUGCCAGAGACAUAUGUCCCGGUGAGAAAGAAGAACCAGAUACCUACGUGAAGACGUAUCUUCGCGACGGCGACAGGUGGCUUCAAAAGCGUAAAACACGCGUUAUUCGGCACUCGAGAAAUCCGCAAUAUCGUCAAACCCUCAAGUACAGCAGCUGCGACGCUCUUGGAAGGAAUUUGUUAGUGAUGCUUUGGGAGAAGAAACAAGCGUUCGAGAGUAAUCAAGGUUUAGGCGGGGCGGAAGUGAGCCUCGAUCGGCUCCCAUUGACAAAAUUGACCGUCGAUUGGUAUCCGUUGUUUCCUAUUCAUACUCUCGGUACUCAUACAGCUGAUUCUCCAUGAUGGCUGAGGGAAAAGUGGGCCCUAGAGGCCGGCGAGCUCGACCUCAGAUUGAGCCUUCUGCUCAAGGAUGAGGAAGAAUCCGUCGUCAAAAUUAUCUCCUGAUGGAACAUUCAUUAUUUCUCAUUUCGACAAUCUUUUUUCCUUGUUUAAAUCAAUUUUGAAUGGUAUCCUUUAAUUAUGUUUCCUUUUUAUUAGGUACAACGAAUCUUGACUCUUUGCUUUUCAAAUAUCGAUAAGAUUAAUAUUGAUAAUUUUCAAGGUCUUUUUAAUAUGUUUCUGCAAUUUAUUAAUUGAUUAAUACUAUGCCUUUUUUCAACCAUUUUUUGAAUUCUAUUGUGAAGACACACGAGGGUCCAUUUUUCCCAUAAAUUAAGGAUCGACGGAGACGUAAACGAAAGACGAUCGACAUCUGUCAUGGUAACGCAUGCUCUGGUUGAUCCAGCCUUGAGAUUCGAUCGUGUCUCGUUGAAAAUGUGCGAAUAUUGCAUUAUCUUUUUCUUUCGUGGAGGUAUCUCGAAAAUUAAUAAGGAAAGAAAAUUCGAUGGAUGAUCAGAAAUAAAUGGAAUCUGGUUGUUUGUGCAAUUAUAAAGCAUUAAAUUUUUGAUCAAUAUAUACACUUACCAGUCAAUAUAUAAUUUACAAUUCAAUUUUAAUGAAAAUAUUUAAAUGUUCACUAUUGAAAAUUAAAAUGAAAACUUAGUCGUUCUUUAAGUGUAUACAUUUAUUGAAUUAACAUAUUGAAUCGAGAUAACUCCUGCGUUGUUUGAAUUAUUUUAACGAUAGACAAUCGUCACCGAGGCUCGCUGGCCGAGCCCAACACACGAAGAGCAAUCUGUAAAUGGUUACCGGAACAAUUUUACGGGAAACACGAAUGGCAAGCGGAAAAUUUUGUUGUUAGACGUCAAGCAAUUUUUGUAGCUCGUAGACUGACAACAGAGAUUCCUCGAACGAGGAUUACGUGGAAUAUAAGAAUCGUCGAGAACUGCUGCAACUUCUUCCUGUUACAGACACGUAGACAUUCAGAAAUUUAUUACUUCAAUUAUUAAUUUUCAAAUUUGGCUAAUUUAGGUACAUGAUAUUUUAGCAACAGUAUCCACCAAAGAAUGGGUAAGCUUUUUAAUUUUUAAAAUGAUUUCUUCUAUCGAAUGCCAAUUAUAAUUAGGAAAUUAAUUAUUUCUUCCAUCAGAUAUUAAUUUCAAUUUGAAAAUUUUUUAAUUAUAAAAAAUUUGAUCAAUUCACAAGGAUCAAUCGAUUCAUCGAUCAAUGAUCUACACUAUAUACAGAAUAUUAACUAGGAAUUUGGCAGUAGUUCUCGAGAUUAAAUUAACGUUUCCUUCUUUCGCUUCAAAAAUACCAAAGGAUUUCAGAGGAAAGAGAAACGUCGCGAAAGAAUCGAAACGAUACGUGAAUGAUAAUCCUAAAAGUAUUGCGCUUACCCCGCCCAAAUUAUAAGCAAAAUCUCUAUACUAUAUCGUGAAAUACAAAUUAUAAAUGUACGCACGAAAUUAGACACUUAAAGUCUGGUGCGUUAUACGAUAAUUCGAAGCAAUCAAGCUUAAGUGUUAAUGAACCAUAUUUCGCUGACCAAACUCCAUUAUUAAACAGAUAUUUAACCUUUUUCGUAACAAUUUUUCUUCGUAUGGGUGUUGAAUUUCACGUAUUAAAAUCAGAAAUAUUAUCAUCCUUAUACCGGUAAAUAGAUAAAAAAUCAUAUGCACGUAGGAAUUGAAGUUUCCGUUGUCAACAAAGUUUACAUUUUUUUAUUUGAACAGAUAACCCCAUAGAGCAAUAAACGAGAAAAAAUAUGGACCAUUAUGUCAAUCUCUAGUAUACGAUGAAGGUUAAAAUCUGUUAUGACCCAAAGAAAUUACUAAUUAUCGUGGACGAUGACCUUUUCCCAGCGAUAAUUGGAGAACCCUUCUUCACUUUCAAUUUCUCUUGAUUGAAUCUUACAAUCUCCAAACAAGAGUAUGACUAUUUCUUACACUAGGUCUGGGCAAUUCAGUAUUCCUAUGGCAGUCAUUAGAUCACCGCAAAUCCAAUCUAAUUCAAAUCUAAAUUAGCCAUAUUGAUUAAGAAAUAUAAAAAAUUUCGCAUUAGAAGGAAAUCUAAAGUUAAGAAAAUACGAAAAAACGUUCUGACAUUACUUUAGGGUUCUAUUAACUAUAUCCAAAAGUAACCCAAAAUGACACCCUAAAUUGCCCAGAUCUUUAAAACAAUCUUGAAAUAAUUGACGGUGGUCCACCAAAAGGAGAAGCUCGAAAAGAACACUCGAGCAGAGUGACAAACUGCAAAAUUUGAUCGGCCUACAAACAUAUCCUAACGUUUCUUUAAGGGUACAUCGGGUGCGAGGAUGGUUUUGACGAAAGCUUUUUAAAAUAUAUAACACGUUCGUUCUUUCUUUUUCUUGAAAUCAAUCGAGCUUUCCUCGAAAACGUCCUCGUCCGAUGUUAAAUCGCACGGACAAUCCUCUUGAACGAAUGCAAUCAUCUAAGAAACCCGUAGAUGAGAGAAGUUCUUCCUUCGUAAAUGGCUAAGGCACACAAGUAGGCGCAUUUUCUACUAGACUUCGAAGCGACCUACUUUAUUAUUAAUUGUCCUUGUAAAUCGUUAACGCUAUUCCGAUUUGGUGAUAUUUCACGAAGUUCUGCUUGAAAGUGAUCGCGAUUUCGAAGCUUGAACUUAUGGUCGAUUGCUUUUUCUUCGAUAAUUAGGGGUGUGUGGAUUCUCAAAAUUACGGUUCACGGUUAUUUAUUUUAAAUAGAAAGCUGCACUAUCCCUCAUUUCAGAAUAUUUCAUCAUUUUUAAUAAUUAAAAGAAGGCAGUUUCAACUUUAAUUUGAAUAUUCACUAAAAUGGAAAUAGUAUAACCAUAUGUCUUUGGUUGAAAUUUUAUGAUAGAAUUUCUAAUUUUUGAUAGCAGUUCUGAUCAGAUAUUUAUACAAAUAGUGUUCGGAAUUCUGACCCAAAAUUUUGAGCAGUCAUACACCCGUUCAAGCUUCUUUUCAUCGUAGGAUCAAAUACGAAGGAUAUUAAAAUGAAAAGUAGCACUUGUCUCUUUUCCCUCGACUAAAACCCACCACUUUUUUCUACGAAACGAGAUUCAGCCUUUCGAUGUCGAGUAUGAAUCAAGUCUGCCUAACUUUGUGACUACUGUAUCGCCUACAUAAAAUACUAUACAUAUAGAUAUAUAAAAAUAUGAAAGAAAUCUCUAUAUAUAUAUAUAUACAUAAAUAUACAUAUUAUAUACAUAGGAAGGUAAGAAAAUGCGUACAUAUGCCGUAUCAAAAUUGACAAUCGUGAUCGUUGAUCCAGUGAUGUACAUUCGCAUCAAAAUAGGUAUCCUUAGGGAAAAUAGCGAUAUAGGUGAGCCAUUAAUAUUCAAAACCUUAAUUUUGACGAUAUUAAUGUUAAAAGUAAUUUAGAAAAGAAAUAAUAUAAUUUUGAAUGAUUAAAUAUUAUAAAAUUUAGUUUAUAACUGAGAAAUAUAAAUUAUAAAGAAAUAUCAAUUCAAAUUCUCCCGCGCACACGUUUAUGCGCAAGUGGUGGGAGGCUACAGGCCUAUAUAUACGGGGCCUUCUCCCCUCCAUUGUCAGUCUCUUCGGGACCGCCGAAGAAGAAGGAUGAGAACUGGAUGUAUUGUCACGCUCCCUGAGGAAACCUCCUUUAAUCGUGAAUGUACGUAAUCGUAAUUAACACGAUCAGGUGUAGAAAAUAAUAGGUGUAGAGGUGUAUAGAUAUAAUUGUAUUGUAUGUACCUGCGAUACACAUCGUCGUAACAAUCGGUUGCAUUCUGUUCCAAAGAUUCUUUGAAUUGCAAUCGAAACGAAAUACGAUCUAAAAAAUGAGAAAUUAGGGAUUACAUCCAAGCAACAGCCUCUUCCCGUACAUAUCUGUGUUGUAUGUACUCGUUCUAACGUCUAAGUGUCAAAGACAAUCUCACUGAAAUCGCGACUAGGUGACGGGAAAUCAGAUACGAUUCAAUUAAUGGUAAUUAAUUACAGUAACUUGAUCAUCUUUCAAUAUAAUUAGAGGAAAAGUGAUUCUUUUGAACAAAUCAGUGAAUAUAUUUUAUUGUAUUGUUAAUUGAUUGGCUCAAAAAUAUCACUUUUCCUUUAAAUAUAAUUGAACCGAUAGAUUCUGAUUUGCUUGCCGUUAGAAAGUAACGAAGGUAGACUCGGUUCGAUGUUUUAAACCUGUACUUCUACGUAUCACUGUGCCAUUUCUAUUUAAAAUGAAUCUUUGAAAAGUUUCUCUUAAUAAUAUAGCAAAUUUCUAUUCUAGAUUUAUUUUUGAUUAGAGAGCAUAACAAUAGUCAUGUUUCAAUUUGAGGAAAUUAAUAAUCUUUGCCUUAGGUUUGAUUAUUAAAAAUCUAACGUGUGACUGAAACAAUAAUUCACAGAAAACGAUUGAAUUACAAUCAUGACAUUCCCCUUUGGCAAUCAGUUUCAUACGAGUUGUACAGAUACUGCUCAAUUACGGCCUAAAACCGAGAAAAAGGCAAGCGAACGUAAAGUAAAAUAUUUUCAGAGUGCUUGAUCUUCGUUAAUGGAUAUUUAGUCGCGACCUGUGCACCUGCAUUCGCAGAAUCAUGCAUAAGCACUCGCGUAUGAACGAGAGUGCAUCUGUACACCUGCAGGCAAUGUAGACCUUCUUUAAUUAGAAGAAAAAAAUGUGGAGGGAGGAAUUAUCCCAUCAAUAUUUUUAUUUUCCAUAUUUAUUUACAAAGGCAGAAAACUGUCAGACUUUUCUCAAGCUCUUCUCGAGUUCUUCCAAAAUAUAAAGCAAUUUGGGAAGCCUAAUUUGCAUUUGAUUGUACGUUUUUAAUGAAGCUCAUUUUAAAUUCUAAAUCGAUGGCUGAAAUUUUUAUUACGUUUGUAUUAUUAAUCUAUUUUUAUAUAAUUGUUUUUUAAAUACCUUCCCAAAAAUUAUUGGGAGAUUCUCCUUUCUACAUUUUUCUUUAACCCAAAGAAGUCUACGUUGCAUGUAGGUAUACACGAACGACCCCGUUGCCAUUAAGAAUAAAUGACAAUCGGUGGUUGAUCACUUGUAAAGCAUUAUGUUAUCGCAAAACGAAUGUAAUACGAUUAAUGCUUUAAGUGUCGAGCGAUUUGGAAACUGGUGUUAUUUUUUAGGUCGUACAUGUACCUCGAUGCCAAAGGAUGACGAUAUUCAUCCAAGACCUACAGACGUCAGCUACAAAGGUGUUAGAUACUCUUACGCGUUUUUAAUUCAAUCAUUCUAAAUAAUGCAUAACGUCACUCAAAAGUCUGAGCUAUUUUCUAAGUGAAAGUAAAUACUGACAUCUUAUCUGCAGCUUGCUGAUGAAAUAUAUAAACUAUCGCUUUGUAACUUAAUAGGAAUGAUAAAUUGAAAAGAGUGAUUCGUACAAUAUAAUCAAUUUUAAUUAUUGGUUGCAUUAUAGAUAAAUUAUUAAAGGAUAAAGAGCUGAUUAAUUGAUUUUUAGUUAAAAACCAAUGGCACCAUAAAGUCAGCUAAUAGAUUUUUAAUUGAUAGCAAAAUUAAAUUGAAAAAUUUCAAAUUUAAUUUCUGAAUAUAUCCAAUUUUAUUGUACGAUAUUAUAAACAUUGCAAAAAUUUAUUUUUUCAGCUCUAUAGCAACAUUAUCACAUCUUCUUUUAUUCAAAAACUUUUUUCCAUAACUUUUGCACCAUAUCUCAGUGCAUUUACUAUUUCUCAAGACUCUUAUUGUUAGAAUUACUAACGUAAGAGUCAUUUACUACAAAAUUACUUAAAAUUCAGUCAUUUUAUUUAAAAUUUCACUUAACUUUUUCUAAAGACUAUUAUCUCUAUAAUGCUUCUAACAUUCCCUACGGAAAAUCGAAAGAAAAAAAAUCAUGUCGAGACUUCGUGAAAUGCCAGACGGUUCUUAUCUUUCUCUUCUCACUAUCGUUAUUAUUCUUAUCGUUUAUCUACACUUCGGAUGUUCGUGGAUUAUAAAAUUUGUAGUAGACGCUGGGUGAGGCAUCAUUUUAAAGUUAGUCGAGCAAAACUUAGAUGAUAUAUCGCUCUAUACAGAAAAUUUCAUGUGAUGUCCUUACGUGUUAAGUGUUGAUUGUCGCACAUGUGGAUUAGAACCACGGUAUGCGUUUUAGACUUACGGAUUAAUUCGAGUAUCGAUUAACUUUUAGCGACUAUACACAGAUUGACUACUGUUCGAUUCAUUCUCUGGCGGUAGCAUAUACGCGUGUAAGGAAAUUCGUAAUAGAAAUUUAGAUUGAGUCGCUUUUUUAUUUACUUUUGAGAAGUUAUAAAUAGUCUGUCAGUAACAUAUUCGUAUACUGUGCUAAAGGGUUUAUUUUUCAUUGUAUAAUUUUCAUAAAAUCAAGAAAUGAAAAAAUUUGUAAUUGAAAGUAUUCAACAUGACCGAUCUCAGAUUUUUCAUUUUAUGAAUUAUUUUUUACUACUUGUAUUUAUUUUAAAUAGAUACAUGGAGAAAUUUCAGAAAUAUGUCUUCUAUUACUUUAUUUUAUUUUUAGUCCGAAAGAGUUGGACUCUGAAUUCGUAGCUUGAUAAACAAUAAUUUUUUAAACAAGACAUUUUAAUUAAAUUGUAACAAAAUAUAUGAAUGUUUUUCUGGCAGACUGUACCAAUAUGGAAAUACCUUCUAGGACAGUGUGUUUCAACCUUUUUUGUCCUAAAAGUUUCCGAUCCUGUUGGUUCGAAAGUUUAAUUAAUAAGAAAGUAUAUUGUAAGGUGGAGUCAAUAAUUUUAUCGAAUGUUGAAAGUAUAUAUAAUCGUAUAAUUUUAUGGAAUUAGCCGAAGAUUCAGCGAGAAAAGACAACCAUGAUAUUAAGAUUCCUCUCUCGUCAGGGAGUUAAAUGUACAGAAUUUUAUCGAUGUUACAGAUGAAACUAUGAUCACAGAGUUUAUGAAAUAGCGAUACAGAAAAAGAGUAUAUAAUUACAAUGGUUCCUCGGAAACGAACAAGUUGAAUGUCAGUAAUUUUAUCAAUGUUGCAAAAUGAACAAAUUAUAGUUAUCAGAGUUUAUCAGUGAUCGGUACACGCUAAAUAACUUAAUACACAAUGAUUCCUCGUGAAUAAACCGUUUCCGUCUUGUUCUACUAUUAUCUGAUAACAAUCAAACGGCUAUAAGUACGAUAUUCUUUUUUAACAAUGAAAAUUGUAUGAAAUUGAUACAAAAGGUUUGUUGGAAAUCAGUUUCAGGUGUUAUUAAAUUGCUAUAAAUCAUUGCAAAAAUCUAUGACCAUCUAAAAUUUUGCCUUUCUUAUUAUGUUACUGCAAAACAUUUUAUAAAUCUACAAUGAACCGAACUUUUGUCUUUUUAUUAUUUACAGAUUAAAAGUUAUUCUUUAAGCAUACAGCAGACCUUUUGCAAAUUAAACAAUUAAACAUUUCCAACCAAUAAAAAUAGAUAUCUGGUUGGAAAUCACUGUUCUAGGACCGAUAGAAUGAAGACUAAUUAGAAAAGAAAAAGGAAAAAUUCAACGAUCAUUAAUUAGGCGUGACAGAAAAUCGAAGAUGACUUAAUAAAAAAGAAACUUUUUCGAAAGCCGUAUCUGAUGUAGUGUAAAGUGUGUGUUUCAAAUGAGAGAUUGUUACGUAGCUGGUGAUUUAUUAUUGUUAUGAUGAAAUUCAAAGAUGAAUGAUGAUUUUUUUGUAGCAUGAAUGGGUCACGCGAGUCUUUCGAAUUUUUCUCCCAUUUCUCAUCUCGAGGAACUUUGUGGAUUUGUGUACCCCAUCCGUAACCCCCCAGCUGGCCUAUCCCCUUAAUAAGAAAGAUGUAAGAUGUAUAAACGGAUAUUGUA